GAUUGCAGCCAGUCAGUCAGUCGAGUGUGUGUGUGUUUUCUUAAUUUCCCUACAAUAAUAUUAAAUUUUUUGGUUUAGAAAUUGCAAGAUAUUUCAAUAAAAUUCGAGAUAAAAAUUAGUUUACACAUAACAAAAUACUUAAAAACAAAAAUUUAAUAAAACGUGCUUAAAGAGAAAAAAUAAAUACGUAGAACGAAGGUGCUUUUCCUUGUGACGACAUUGACACAUAAUUAUUAUUAAUCAUACAUCAAACGAGAAAGAUUGUUGUUAUUGCUAUUGUUGUUCCUAAUUCAAUUACAAAAAAACACUAAUGUGGAGCAGCUAAAAUAUUUUUUGAAAAACAAAAUUAAAAAGAGGAAGAUUAUUUUAAAAGAAAUAAUAAAGAAAAUAUCAAAGAGUGACCAUCCAUAUUAAAAAUAACAAAAUAAUAAUUAUUUCGUCAUUGCUAUUUUCGUCAAUUGAACAUAAAAAAAAUAACAAAAACACAACAGCAAAACAACAAUAAAAACACAUUGAGAGUUUAAAAGACUGAGAAAGAAGAGAACUGAGUAGGAUUGUGAUUACGUGCUCUGGCCUGAAGAAGAAUAAUUAUUGUAACAACACAAGAAAUUAUUAUUUAAUAAAAUCAUAUUAAAAGCAAAACAAUUUACAAUAUUACAUCAAAACAAAGUUUGCUAGUAACCGCAUAACAAUCCAUUCAACCAUGGCCCAGGCAACAGCAACAACUACAGCUGCCACCACCAACACUGCUGAGGAGGUGUCAUCAUCACCAUUGGCUGGUUUCGAUAUGGAUGAUAUAAAACAUUGUUUUGAAAAUCUAAUUGUUAUCGAUGCAGGCGCAAAUCUUACUAAUAAGAAAUAUAGUCGUGACCUGGACUCGGUGAUACAAAGAGCAAAAGAUGCCGGUGUCCAAAAACUUAUGGUACCCGGUACUUCUGUAAAAUCAAGCAAGGAAGCCCUUCGUCUCUCCCGCAUUUAUCCCGAUUUUAUUUACUCGACUGCUGGCAUACAUCCACACGAUUCUAAAUCAAUCAUCGAAGAUCCUAGUAGUUGGUUUGAAUUUCAAGAAAUUGCCGCCUCCCAAGAGUGCGUAGCAAUUGGUCCCUGUGGCUUGGAUUAUCAGAGAGAUUUCUCUGAUCCCGAAAGUCAAAAGGAAAUAUUUGAAAAACAACUACUAUUGGCUUGUAAUUUGGGCAAAUCGAUUUUGAUACACGAACGUUCAGCCCAACAAGAUGUACUCGAUAUAUUAGACAAAUUCGAGAACUUGCCACCGGUGAUUAUUAGAAGUUUUAUGGGCACUGCUGAGGAAGCCAUUAAAUAUUUGGACAGAAGGUUCUAUAUUAGUUUAACUGGUUAUUUAUGUAAGGACAAAUCAGAUACCGGCGUACGACGUCUACUCGACAAUGGAACCUUACCUUUAGAUCGUUUAUUGGUUGAAACCGAUUCACCUUUCAUGUAUCCCAAUACCAGAGCUUCAAAGCUACCACAACACGUUAAGACUGGCAUCACAGAACGUUCUCUAUUGUACUUACACAGAUAUUGUACAUUUCAACGUAAUGAACCCUGUAGUUUACCCGCCAUUGUGGAAAUGAUAGCUGCCUUUAUGAAAAAGACCCCAGAUGAAGUAGCUCUGGCUACGGCUUUCAAUGCUUUAAAACUUUUUGGUCUUUCUUAAAUUACUUUAUAAGGCAGCAUUUGAAGUUCAAGAAAGUGGUGAUGUAAAGAAGGUGAUGCUAAGUUUUUUUUAUACUUUAUUUUCUUUUUAAAUAAGUGCCAAAAACACACACACAUUUAUAACGACAACAACAACUUUUACACUAAUUAACACUAUUAUGAAAUGUUUUUUGUUUUUUGAAAUUGCUUAGCAAAAUUGUAAAAAAAAACAAAACGCAAUACGAUUUAAAAUCUUUAAAAAAGAAAAAAAAACAGACAAAAAAAUCGAGACUAAACAAGUGCCUUAAGAGAAACAGUGAAAUCAAACAUAAAAAUUAUAAUAUAAUAAUAAAACAACUACCACUUUUUACAAAAAACAAAUGAAAUUUUAAACUUUAAGUUUGAACUUCAAAAAAAAAAAAAAGAAAAAGAAAAAUGAAACGACGUCUUAUUAAAUAUAUAUAAAAAUAAUAAUAUAAUACAGCAACUACUACCACUUUUUACAAAAAACAAAUGAAAUUUUAAACUUUAAGUUUGAACUUCAAAAAAAAAGAAAAAUGAAACGACGUCUUAUUAAAGUGUGAACAAAGAAAGUUUUUAUCUUUUUAAGACGAUAAUUAUUUAAUUUUUAAGUGCUUUAACUGAAAAAACAAAACAAACAAUAAAUUUAUCAAUUAACAGCAAUGAGUUUUUAAAAGUGAAUAAAUACCUAAAGAAUUUUUGCUUUUAAUUGAUAAACAAAACUGAAAUUUUGUUUGGGUACAUUUUUCAUGUCAUUGAGGAAUCGUAUUUUGGGGAGGAUUUUUAUAUAAAACAAAAAGAUACACAAAUUUCAAGAGCAGCUAAUAUAGAACAAUAAUUUAAUUUACUUUUCUUAAAAGAAAGAAAUGGAGGAUAAUGUUUACUUGAGAAUGCAAUGUAAUUAAAGUGAAAGAAACUUGUUUGAAAAUCAUCAAUGAAUAUUUUGAAUAAUCUGAUUUUUUUUUAAUACAAAUUUUGAACUGUUGAUAUAUUAAUCAAUAAAUUAAGAUUUGUUUAUUCAAAGUUUAACAUUAACAGCAAAUAUAACUGUCAAAAAGAAAACUCCAAACAUGUUUCCCCCCCUAACAAUGGGCUCUUCUCUCCUCUUCUCAAUGCCUUGAAAAUGUACCCAACAUUAACAAUUUCAAUAAAAAAUAAUCGAAUUUCUUUUUUAUUUUAAAAUAUUUAUACAUUUAAGUUAGUUUAAUUUAGUUUAGCAAAACAUGUUUUAAAAGUUAUACUAUACCAUGGUAAACAGGUCUUGUCUUUAAAACUCAACCAUGGCAUGGUAUAUUUUUAAAACACCAACUAUCGCUAACGAAAGCGUUUGCUUUAUUGUAUGCUAAUUAGCAUAAAAAAUCAAACAAUAUUUACUAUUGUUUAACAAACAGUGCUGCAGCUUGUUUUAAUAUUUCUUUAGCCUCUUUUUUUACAUUUUAUAAAUAACUUUUAAAUAUAAAAGAUUUUAUAAACUAUUUUUUUAUAUAUUUAUGAUGCCAAUUUCAUUUAUACACUAUUAUUUUUUUAUAUAAACAAUUAUUUAUGUAAAUAGUUUAAUACAGUUUUUAAGUUUCAUUAAACAUUUUUUAGUUUUUACUAUUUUUUAUAUUCAUUUAUUGUUAUUAUUGUGUUCUAUAUUAGUCGGAGUUUAAUAAAAUAAUUAAGAGCUUAUACUAACCGUUAUGUAAUCAUUAUAUUGAAAAAAAAAGUAAACAAAAAAAUAUGUCUAGUGCUAUAAAUGAAAACAAACAUAUAUUUUUUUAUAUAUUAAAGAAAAGUGAAACUAAACUUGAAGAGUUAUUGCUUAAACUACAUUAUUUUAGUUUUAUAAGUUACUCAUUGAUAUCAUGCCGCAUGAUUGAUAUGCAAAUUGUGAUCAUUACCUAAAGAAAAAACUGAAAUUAAAAAAAAAAAAAAAAAAACAAAUAAUGCUAUUUAUUUUUUUUUCUUUUAAGACUUUCUUCAUUUUAUACCUGCACAUUAUUUUAGUUCACUCAUUUUUCAUUUGCAUACCCCUCCCUCUCCUACUCAACCACUAAUAAAUAAACCUUAUUAUAAAGUAGUUUGUAAUAAAUACAGAAAUUAUAAUAUUUUUUAUAUUUAUAUUUAAUUUUUUUGUUUGUUAUAUAUUUUAUAUUUAUUAAGUCAUAUACCUAAUCUUUCAUAUACAUAUAUAAAUUAUUUUCAAUCGGAAAUUAUCAUUUCUGUUUUGAAUUUAAUUUAGAAAAAAGUCUUCUUGAAUUGUGUUAACUAUAAAGAACCAUGUAAUGUAAAUUUAAGGACUUUGUUACUGUGAAUGAAAAAUUUUGAAAUAAAACAUUGUGUCCUUAUGGAAAAAUUUA
Lucilia sericata (common green bottle fly) is the source of this 4016-nucleotide messenger RNA. Its product is annotated as 3'-5' ssDNA/RNA exonuclease TatD. The transcript is spliced from 5 exons. NCBI's taxonomy places the organism in Eukaryota, Metazoa, Arthropoda, Insecta, Diptera, Calliphoridae. Bases 704 to 1675 code for a protein of 323 amino acids. The record is from RefSeq and is a predicted model, not a curated record. Gene Ontology annotation, molecular function: single-stranded DNA 3'-5' DNA exonuclease activity. Gene Ontology annotation, cellular component: cytosol.